AUGUCGUCGCUGAAUAUGUCUUACUCGUUGGUGGUGAUGACUUAUGAUCGUUUGUAUGCCAUACGCGACCCCUAUGGCAACCGUCCACUAUGUGUCGGUACAAUUUACGAUAACGAACUCAAAACCGCCACUCCAAUAGCUUACAUUGCGGCCUCAGAGACUUGUGCGCUCCCCAACUCAGCUAAGCUGAACUUCGAAGUUCAACCGGGUGAAAUUGUGGAGAUCUCUCGAAAAGGAAUACGCUCCGUAUACCAGAUGAAGCCACAAUCACCCCAAGCGAUGUGCAUUUUCGAGUUUGUCUACUUCGCCAGGAAUGAUUCAAUUAUGCAAGGGCAGCAGGUGCAAACCGUGAGGUUGGUUGUUUAA
This is a messenger RNA of Ostertagia ostertagi, 366 nucleotides long. The record is from the annotation of a GenBank genome assembly. NCBI's taxonomy places the organism in Eukaryota, Metazoa, Nematoda, Chromadorea, Rhabditida, Trichostrongylidae.